UUCACUCGUAGCAACGCGCGCUGUACGGAGGCAACGGAAGCCACAGCCGCAUAGGUAGCUCCACUAAUUACCGAUCGCAUACUCAACUCGACUCAGACAGAGACUGCAAAGACAGGCGACAUGAACAAAUACGCUCUGAUCGCUGUGUGCCUGCUGGCCGCCCUGGGCGCCCUGCUGCUGGAGGCGCGCGCCAGUCCCAGUCCACAGAAGCUGACCUCGGGCCAGCUGGAGAGCGUCUCGGCGCAGUUUCUGCCGCCCGAGUUCCGCAACACGAAUGUCAGCAUGGAUGAUAUUAAGCGCGUCUAUCGCGAGAAGUGCAAGAAGGCGACUGGCAAGGAUAAUACCACGCUGUACAAGGAUAUCGAGGAUGCGGCCGGCAAGCUGGGCGCCUGCCUUAGUGGGCUGGCGAAUCUGACGGCCCUGCAGGCCGAGAUGGAGGCAGCCCGUCCGAUCGGCGAGCUGGACACCGUCUUCCACAAGUACUGCCAGCGGGCGCCCGAGGCCGAGGGCUGUGUGCGCGAGUUCAACGAGAAGGUGAAGCCCUGCCUGAGUGCCGAGGAGCUGCGCCAGCAGGCCACCAUGAUGCGUCUGGGCUCUUCCCUGCUGAACUUCGCCUGCUCUCGCGGCGGCGAUCAAAUUGCACUCUUUGUGGCCGAGCAGGGACCAGAGUGCCUGGAGGCGAACAGGGAGAGCAUCAGCAACUGCCUGAACAGAUCAUUCCAUCAGUAUCUACCCAAGGACGGCCAGGUGCCCGAUCUGAUGAGCCGGCCCGAGCUGCUCUUCUCGCCCACACACUGUGUCGACCUGCAGAGCUUCGAGGCCUGUGUGCUGCAUCAUCUGGAGCAGUGCGCCGAGAUCACGCCCGCCAACAUUGUCCAGUCGAUCUUUCGCUUCGUCAAGAACGAGACCGACUGCAAGGCCUGGAUGGAUGCCCGCGCCAACGAGCGACCCAUUCUGCUGGCCAGCAGCAAUCACACUGGGGGCGGGGCCGGCAGCCUAGUCACCACCCUCAGCGGCACCCUGGCCCUCACGCUGGGCGCCUUCCUGCUGCGCAACUAGGCUAUCACAACCAGAAUUCAUCAUGCUCAGCAUUUGGUUGGCUUUGAUAAAAUGUUUAAAGUAUUCCUUAUUUCCAUUGAUAAUCAUAUAAAUAUAUAUCAUUAAUUUUUUUUUCUUAUCUGGAGUAAUGAGUGUAGUGAUAACGUU
Messenger RNA from Drosophila arizonae, 1206 nucleotides. Its product is annotated as 27 kDa glycoprotein. Lineage: Eukaryota; Metazoa; Arthropoda; Insecta; Diptera; Drosophilidae. The record is from RefSeq and is a predicted model, not a curated record.